This is a messenger RNA of Suncus etruscus (white-toothed pygmy shrew), 2549 nucleotides long. RefSeq names its product neuronal tyrosine-phosphorylated phosphoinositide-3-kinase adaptor 2 (gene NYAP2). Gene Ontology annotation, biological process: neuron projection morphogenesis; phosphatidylinositol 3-kinase/protein kinase B signal transduction. NCBI's taxonomy places the organism in Eukaryota, Metazoa, Chordata, Mammalia, Eulipotyphla, Soricidae. The record is from RefSeq and is a predicted model, not a curated record.
AUGAUUUCCUCCAAGAUGUUGAGCUCCAAUCCUGAUGAAGAUCCCUUGGACACAUUUCUCCAGUAUAUUGAGGACAUGGGUAUGAAAGCCUAUGAUGGCUUGGUUAUUCAGAAUGCAUCAGACAUUGCUCGAGAGAAUGAUCGCUUGAGAAAUGAAACAAACCUUGCUUACUUGAAGGAGAAGAAUGAAAAACGCCGAAGGCAAGAAGAAGCAAUAAAACGCAUAGGUGGGGACGUGGGUCGAGGCCAGGACCCGUGGUGCUACUCGGGCAAGCACUGCAUGGGCUUCAUGACGAUGCCAGCGCCUCAGGAGCGACUUCCCCAUGCCUGCUCCAGUGGAUUUUCCGUGAGGUCCCAGUCCUUGCACUCCGUCGGGGGCACGGAGGAAGAGAGCAGCUGUGGCUCCCGGAGACAGCCCCCCCCCAAACCUAAGCGGGACCCCAGCACCAAGCUGAGUACGUCUUCAGAGACGGUCAACAGCACCAGCACGAUGGCCCAAAGCAGCGGGAAGGCCCUGGAAGAGGCAGAAGUGCCAACCAAACCCAGACCCCACAGCGAUGAAUAUUCCAAGAAGAUUCCUCCUCCCAAACCCAAGCGUAACCCCAACACCCAGCUCAGCACCUCUUUCGACGAGACUUACAUCCGUAAGCACGGGGGACCCCGGAGGACCUCGCUGCCCCGCGACCCAUCCCUCUCGCAGGUCAGCACCCCCACAGGGGACCCUGAUGAUGAGGAACCCGUGUACAUUGAGAUGGUGGGCAACAUCCUGAGGGACUUUCACCGCGACGAGGAUGACCAGAGCGAGGCUGUGUACGAGGAAAUGAAGUAUCCCCUCUUGGAUGAUCUAGACCUCCAUGGCUGCACCUCGCAGUGUGCCACACCCACGGUGCCCGACCUGGACUUUGCCAAGGCUGGGGUACCCUGUCCUCCCGCAAAGGGGUUGCUUUGUGACAUCCCGCCCCCUUUCCCCAACCUGCUGUCACACCGGCCUCCUCUGCUGGUGUUCCCUCCCGCACCCGUGCAGUGCUCUCCCAAUUCUGACGAAUCCCCCUUGACCCCUUUGGAGGUCACCAAACUCCCUGUGCUGGAAAACGUAUCCUAUAUGAAACCACAAGCAGGAGCGUCUCCCUCAUCCUCACUGCCCUCGCACCCGACAUCUGGACACCCCAAACUGGAUAAAGAGCCAGCUGUGCUCUCAUCCUCGCCACCCCCACCUGCCACUCUGUACCGAACGCAGUCCCCGCACGGAUACCCCAAAAGCCACUCGGCCUCUCCGUCUCCCGUGAGCAUGGGCAGGUCCCUGACUCCGCUGAGCCUCAAAAGGCCGCCCCCCUAUGAUGCGGUGCAUGCAGGUAGCUUGUCCCGGAGUUCUCCAUCAGUGCCUCAUGUCACUCCCAGACCCGUGUCUCAAGACGCCAGCAAGAUGGUCAGUGUGUCAGUCGGUACCUAUGGCUCGGCAGGCCCGGGCGGAUCCCGGUCCCGAACACCUACCAGUCCCUUGGAAGAACUCACCAGCCUCUUUACCUCGGGCCGCAGCCUGCUGAGAAAGUCUUCGAGUGGCCGCAGGUCCAAGGAACCUGCAGAGAAAUCAACAGAGGAGAUGAAGGUUCGCAGCCACAGCACAGAACCAUUACCAAAGUUGGACAGCAAAGAGAGAAGUCAUCAUGGGGCAGCAUCCAGAGAGCCUAUGAAAGCUCAGGAAUGGGAUGGAACACCAGGACCACCUGUGGUCACCAGUAGACUUGGAAGAUGCUCUGUGAGCCCCACUUUGCUAGCAGGAAACCAUGGCUCAGAACCGAAAGUAAGCUGCAAGUUAGGCCGGUCUGCAUCCACUUCCGGUGUGCCUCCUCCAUCUGUCACUCCUCUCAGGCAAGCCAGUGACCUGCCACAGAGCCAGGUGGCAUGUAUGCAGUGGUUUCAUGGAGACCAUACAAUGCUUGAGAUGAUUGAGAAAAAGCGUUGCUUGUGCAAAGAAAUAAAGGCUAGACAGAAAACGGAAAAGGGCCUUUGCAAACAGGAUAGCAUGCCUAUCCUCCCCAGCUGGAAGAAGAAUUCAGGUGCAAAGAAGUACAGCCCUCCACCUUAUUCUAAACAGCAAACGGUAUUCUGGGAUACUGCCAUAUAACUGUGGAAAAGGCAAGAACUCCAGUUAUGUAACACCAAGAGGGAGUUCGACUUGGGCGUGUGAUAUGUAAACUUACAUAUCUUCUCUGUUGAAGUGGAAUGCCACUGCUUCUCUGGAAAAUCCUGGGAGGCCAUGCCUUCUCAUGGCAAGUUCAAAAUAAAAUGUAUAUUUCCUUGCAACUAAGGCACUCUAUUUACCCCGGAUUAUUUUGAAUCCAGAAGAUAUUAAGAUGUAAAUAAAUAACUAGUUUAUGGGGAAUACAUGAAAUAAUACGCAUUAUACGUAUAUGAAUUACAGAACUGACAAGAGUUUUCCUAUAUGAUAUUAUUUCGGUAUUAACUGGUUUGUUAUCUCUUUUAUAUGUAAUCUUUUGAUGCCUUUCAUUACUUUUGUGCAUUUAAUUUAUUUUCUGUCAACAUUCGGCU